GUCUGUAUGCCUGUUUGCAGUGGCUACUGAGCAGUGAUUGUAUUCCACUGAGGAAAGGCUGAGUCAGAAAUGACACAAAUACAUUUAGGAGGGGUUUCCUUCCUUUUUGGAAAAGGCACUAGAGUGCUUAAAGUUGUGCACCCCAGCAUUUUGGCUCACACAUGAAACCAGUCUCUAUAUGAUAAACAAUUUGCUGGAAAAUGGAUUCCUACAGACCGGUCAUCUUGUUUAGUAUUUUAAUCUCCUUCCAUGUGGGACAUACACUACGCUGUGCAUGCAAAGAAGAUUUAAGAACUUGCACAAGUAUUCAUAACAUGCAAACCAACUUCACAACUGCCCAGAAGAUCUGCAUGGAAAAAGGAGGUAAAUUACUAACACCACUGAGUAAAACUAUCGACAGUUUUCUUUUCAACAAAACAGGACACUUCUGGAUUGGUUCAGAAGGUGAUUGUUUAAGCAGCAGCAGAAAUUCUCGAGGUGAUUCUGUGACUCUGAACAGAGGAGGGGAAGAUGUGGCGUGUUCCUCAUGGUGCAUGUCGGUUUCUAGUAACAAGACGUUAACGGAGCGCUCAUGCGAGGAACAGGUCGACGGCUUUUUGUGUGGCGGUAUUCAGUGGGAAAACUGCUGGGAGGAGAGAGCAUCUGAAGUGCAGAUUCUGAAUAAGAAAGACUGUGGACUUGCUCCAUGCGAACGCCAGUGCAAAGUGGUUCCCGGAGGUCACAUGUGUACCUGUCCUAAAGAAUUCAGGCCAAGCAGGAAAAAUCCUGAACGUUGUGAGUACUACUGCGACUCUACCACAUGCAAACGGCCUUGCUCCACGUGUGAGUGUCCUGAUGGCUUCAUCAAAGACAUGACAAAUUGCACAGAUUUAGACGAAUGCAAAUCGAAUCACAACAACUGUGAGCAAAAAUGCAGGAACACUAUCGGAAGUUACAAGUGCUCUUGCCAGAUAGGGUUCAUGCUGGUAAACAAAACUAAAUGCGUUCCUCUUAUAAAUCCUACUCCAUUAACUGCUGCGCUUGUUACACCAUCUGUAAAUUACACGUUGAGUCAUGCGGCUUUUGCAACUCCAGCAGAGUAUAUUGGGUUUACACUGCUUAUCAUGCUGGCUAUAUGUGUUCUGAUAGGACUUCUGUAUUACUUGCGAAAAAGCAAAUCUGAUGUACUUCUAAAAAAUAACGAUAUUGCAGACGACAUCAUGGUUCAAGAGGCACAGUCACAGCUGUAAAACUUCUUCUUGUCAUGACCAGUAAUAACAUCUUUGGUGACAUUGUUUUAUUUUUAGUCAGUUUAAGUUUCAUUUAUGAGUUCAUAUCAAUGUAAACAUUUAUUGCUAAAAAUGGUCAAAUUAAACCUUUAUACAUAUAAAUAACUCGUUUUGAAGUGUCUGAUAUUAUGUGUAACUAUCAAAAAUAGCUUAAAACACAGAAAAUGCAUUAGGAUCUUUCCAUGAUGGUUUACAAUUUUAUAUUUGAUCAAUAAGCUUUCUUAUAAGCUGUAAACCAAAAAAGUCCAGGAUGCCAUUUUUAUAGUAAAACUAUAAACACUAAAGACAAACACUGAAUGAAUUUCAAUGUGCCUGUGAGAGCAAAAGCCAUUUUGAAAAUUCAUCACUCUUCUUCACCAUAUUCAAGGAGCCACUGUGGUAGUGGCUUUAUAUAAAAACCAAACUUGCAUCAGGUAUUUAAGCACGAAUGGAAUAACUGAAACCGCAUGGGCCACAUGGGAUGAUCAUAGUCUAGUUAAAUAGGAAGAGUGCUAGUUAGUAUAAGACUCAUGUUUUAAGGUAAUGUGGAUUUCUACUGAUCG
This is a messenger RNA of Ictalurus furcatus (blue catfish), 1810 nucleotides long. Its product is annotated as signal peptide, CUB and EGF-like domain-containing protein 1. NCBI's taxonomy places the organism in Eukaryota, Metazoa, Chordata, Actinopteri, Siluriformes, Ictaluridae. Bases 201 to 1229 code for a protein of 342 amino acids. The record is from RefSeq and is a predicted model, not a curated record. Gene Ontology annotation, molecular function: calcium ion binding. The transcript has a single exon.